This is a messenger RNA of Liolophura sinensis, 2272 nucleotides long. RefSeq lists its product as uncharacterized. Lineage: Eukaryota; Metazoa; Mollusca; Polyplacophora; Chitonida; Chitonidae. Bases 4 to 1023 code for a protein of 339 amino acids. The record is from RefSeq and is a predicted model, not a curated record. The transcript is spliced from 6 exons.
UCAAUGGCCGACCCGCCUCAGUGUUUUAGUGUUGACAGAGAACAUUCAUCGGAUUUCAAUGAACAGGCAGCAUUAGAUGAAGCUAUUAACAUACCUCCCCCAUCGUACCAGCAAGCCCUGUCUAUAUGUGAUCAUGGAGGUAGUGAACGGCCCAGAAGUCCCUCGUUCCUCUCACCACCUCAGGUCUACACACGCACACCAGGCUAUGUCAGUCUAGAUAGCGCACAUCACAUUGCUCCAGUGAGUCCAAGUUCACCAAGAGAAUUUACUGGGAGAGACUCAAACCAUGUGCCUACGAUUGUGGUACAAGCAGAACCCUCAUAUUACUGUCAGACUCUUCCGUCUUAUCAGCCCCGUGUAGAUCCCAACUCCCCACCACCUGACUAUAAUUCCUUGUUCGGUAGAGUAAAGCCUUACCGAAGAAAUGGCUCGGAGGGACCAGAUAUAUUUCAAACUUGCUCCAAAGUGGCUUGCUCAGGAACUAUUGGAAAAGUUUUGUGUACCUUCAUGGUUGUGCUUCUCGUGGGUAUUUUAGUAUUUAUGAUUGUAAUAGGAAGUGUGUAUAGAUUUGACUGCCCAGCUCAGAACAGCUUACCUCUGUAUCUGAUAGUAUCAGGGGCAGUUCCGUUAGUAUGGGCAGUGCGCUGCUUCAGUUACCAGCCAUGUCUUUGUGUGGAUCCACACGAAGAUGAAAGACGUCGCCUGGCUCGACAGAGGAAGUUUGAGGGCAUGGCCAUUGUAGACGCCGGCAUUUUCUGUUUUAUAUUUGCUUGGUUUGUCAUCGGCAGCUAUUGGGUAUACGGGAUGUGGAGCUGGUCGUCAGAUGCUGAGUCUGCCAACUACUGUCACCCCAUGGUCUACUACCUAGUGUUCUGGUCUAUAACUACAAUCUACAUCAUCGGUGGCUGUGUAGGAGGCAUAGUAAUCAUCGUGGUGCUAGGGAUCUAUUGCUGUCACUUCUGGACUGAGUACAUAAAACCGGGCUUCUGUGACACGAGCCACAAUCAUGUGACGGAGCUUUGACGACAGCGAACUAGGACAUAACCCCAAAUUUGUAUCAAAACAAAAGUUGUAUCACAAGUGCUAUUUUCCUAUUUAGUAAUAGAACAUAUGUACAUGUACUGGAGAAAAGGAUUUUAUUUUUACUUGUUAUUUCAUAGGUCUUUAAUUUGAUCUGUUGUGAAUAUUUUGUCUAUGAAGAAUUGGCUAUGAAUUGUACUUGAUGUGUAGCUUGAGAAAGAAUCUGUUUGAACAUCUUUCAUAUCAUAAUUAUCACGGGUGUUUAUGUUCUUUUGUUAGGAGACCAUACACUGGAAGGGGCAGUCAUCAAUAUGGCUUUUUUACUGUAUUAUAGUUUGAUGUUUAACAUUAUUAUUUAUUUCUAUGGUAGUGUUAUAGUGCUAAAACUAAUAUAUACCUUGAAUACGUAUACAUCAGUUUGGUUUACAGUUUGCCUGGGUUUAUAAAUUUAUGGCUUAAGUAAAGAUUUACAUGUAAUCUCUGCAUUAUAAGGUGAUGCCAGUUAUUUAUUAAUAUAUAGUGUAUUUGCUUUGUUACGUAAUAUUUAUUGUGUAUAGUAAUUUAUUGGACCAAUUUUUUAUUUGGGUCUGUGUCAGUUUUUUUUUUCAAAAUAUUUAUUUUACAUUUUAUUUUUAUUUAUGAAUAUGUGUCAGGUAGAAUCAAAGCACAAACACAUUACUGAUUAAGAAGAAGUGUUAAAUGAUAUGGAUUGAAUCAAAAGAUAUUGUGGGUAUGUGUAGCAUUAACGCCGAUUUCACAAGAUCGAGAGGAUCCUACAGAAACAAAAAUGCCUUCCACUUUUGCUUAGUUGAAGGUCUCAUCAGAACACAUACGGUAUCUUCAUACAUCGACGACGUUUUGCUGUAAUUAAUGGAACACUCCAAUACGCCUUCAGAUGUGUCCAUCAAGGCUAUUUUGACGUCACAUCAGCAAAUGUAGAGGUGCUUGUGUUCUUGACAUUUUACAUUAUCAUGUUCAUAUCGUACAUUUAUACGGCUUAUGUUAUAUCAUUUUUACAAGAAACCUUCAAGUGUGGUUGACGACUGAAAAGCCCUUUCUAUUUUGUAUUUGGUUGUGGAAGGUUUGGGAAGUUUACUUUUUGGAUCACGAUAAUGCUAAAUAUCACAAAAAGCCCGAACCUCAUAGUAUGUUACUGAAUGAUCCAUACAUUAUACACAACUCUGUACAAGAAACCCAGAUAAGAUAGAUGUUGAACAAAAUCUUAUGCUCAGUGCAAGUCAACACACGCUCU